Messenger RNA from Mizuhopecten yessoensis (Yesso scallop), 2401 nucleotides. RefSeq lists its product as uncharacterized. Lineage: Eukaryota; Metazoa; Mollusca; Bivalvia; Pectinida; Pectinidae. The transcript has 6 exons. Bases 454 to 1164 code for a protein of 236 amino acids. The record is from RefSeq and is a predicted model, not a curated record.
UUUUUAAAAAAUAUAAACGAUCGCAUCAAUGAGAUAUUAAAAUAUCUCGAUAUGCCUGGUACGGGGUUUUGGGACGGGAGCGGCGUACAAGAUUUACCUACCACCGAUGUAGGCUUAGUUAUUUAUUGCUGACUCCUAGUUAGGGUCACCACGUCGUCGAAAUUGAAAAUAAAGAAUGAACAACAUUUCUGACCGAGUUAUUACAUGUUACGUUAUGUAUAUCAAUGUAAAUGUUCGGUUAAAAUCUAGCGGUUCUGAGAAGUUGGUUCUGAGGAAGCAAUGCACGUAUUCCGGAUUAUGUCAGCAGUCGUUCGUUUUUAACACUUCGUAUUCGUGUCAUAUUUCCGGUGAAUUGUUUUUGUCGUUGUUUCGGAUUGAUCAGCAGGGUGACACCAACAAUUUGUAAGAGAAAAUUUUCCCCGAUAUGGGAUAGACACGCCUGAGGACCUAACGAUGGCUAACAUCUUGUUGGCGGCUACCAUUGUCUAUAUUCUUUCCACAUUACUGCAGUUCUGUCAAGGACAAAUUUGCAAGUACCAUCAUUUGCAUGCUGACUGCUAUUACAGAAUCGAUGGAAUCUGUCUCUCCCAUAUCACCGUUGACAUUAACCAGUGUGAUGAUCCUAUCAGCCUGGAUUUAUCUAUAGAUUGCAAAAAUCCAGCAGUGGACUGGAAAGAAACAUUCAGCAUGGAAGUAGAGAGGAGAAUGGUCGGUGGUUUUGACAAAGAAGUAUUCAUAACAGUCCAACAGGGCUACACAGACAACAAAAAAUACAGAGUCAAUAUUGAUUUCAUCUCUGAAAGACUUGGAAAAGUUCAUUUUAUGGAUGAAAAGUUGGAUCUGAUAACGGAAGGGUGUACUACAUUGAAUGGUGCUGCCAAAGUUGCAGUAGGAGUGUUGGUUCCACUACUCGUCCUAGCCAUCGUAGCCCUAGUGGUCAUCAUCAUCAUCAGGAGAAGACAACGAAGGAAACAACAACUUACACAGGCAAUGUUGGUAAAUAAUCUGGAAGGAGCAGGCUCCUUGGAACCACCUGUUCAGUUGGACAGUACAGACGCCACACAAGACUCUUCGUCCUCCAGUAACACUUAUACAAAUGGAGAGGCUGUGGUCUUCUCACAGCUUCCACAGACACUGGUCGUGAAUGAAAAUCCAACAUGUUGAUGACACCUGGGACCGCUAUCAUUAACAAAAAUCCAACAUGUUGAUGACAAUUAAAGCCCACCGUAAGAAAUUAUGACAUAUUCAUGAAACCAUUCUCGUGCUCAAACAUGGAUUCUAUGCUCAAACCAACUUUAUUGUAACUUGCUUAAAUUCAAGGUCAAAACUCCAAGUUGAAACAUUGAAAACCAUAUUCAACUUUAAAUCAUCUUCAAAACUCUGCAAAAUUAUGGACAAAAUAUGAAUUUUUAUUCACUUUUCACUGGAACUAGAAAUUGAGUUCGAGCAUGGGAACUGUUUUCUAAAUACAUGCCCAGGUAUUUGUCAACUGCCAUGAUAGAGAAAUAUAUAACUGUUCAGUUGGAAUUUUUUGCUGGGGAUUUAAUUUCUCUAAGAUUGCAGGAAAUGAAUUACCUAGUGAAUAUUCAAUUCAACAUGCUCAAUAUCGUAGUUUAUGUUAUUAAAAAAAGUUUUAAUUAUAUACACGUACCCUCACCUAAAUACAAAAGUACACUUGUGAGUGCAAGUUUUAAUCCUGCGAAUUUGUUCUGAUCGGAACGACCUCAAAAUAUUAGCUCCCCAAAAUUAUACAAUUAUACAGAACAUAUUAUAUGCUAAAACAAUUAGGAUAUUUUCAUGGCACUCUUCUGUUUUCUGUCAUUCAGGAUUUAGGACAAAUUUGUAUAGUUUAUCCUUUAAAGGAGGUCGGUGUAUUACGAGGACACACACACACAUAUAUAUAUAUAUAUAUAUAUAUAUAUACAGGCUUUCUGUCAUGUCCAGUGAAAUCUUUAGGACAUAUAUAUGUAUAGUUUAUCCUUUAGAGGAGGUCGGUGUAUUAUGAGGACACACACACAUAUAUAUAUAUAUAUAUAUAUACAGGCUUUCUGUCAUGUCCAGUGAAAUCUUUAGGACAUAUAUAUGUAUAUAGUAUAAGUAUCUGUUGGAGUCCCAUGGAGUUAUUCAUUAGAACUUCAUUGAUACAGUAUAUUUUUAUCAUGAAUAAUUGAUACCAUACAUUUCAUUCUUUAACCCAGACAUUUUGGAUUGUGCUCUAUAGGAAUCAAUAUCAGCUUUAGUUUUUAAAACCCAGCAGAAACUAUGAAUCUCCUGUUUUGAGUAUAUAUACAAUAGUUUUUAGAUAUGGACGAGAGUUGUGAAGAUAGUGAGACAUGACACUGGAUGUCAAUUUGGUGCUUAACUAAUUAAAUAUUAGAAUUCAACAUUAAGUGUUGAAAUA